CGGCUCACAUAACCGAGUAUCCGCGGAUGCCGGCCCACAUGCUUUUACUCCGGUCCAAAGGACACAUGACACGUCUCAGAGGUGAUCGACAUGUUUCCGGUGGUGGUGGUCCACGGAGGAUCGGAUCAAGUCCCGAAGGAGCGUUAUGAAAAGGCCAAGUCGGGGGGGUGCUCGGCAGCCCGCGCAGGGUACGCCGUCCUCCGGGCUGGGGGCAGCAGCAUGGACGCCGUGGUGGAGGCCGUGAGCCAGCUGGAGAACAACCCUUAUUUCAAUGCAGGGCGUGGGUCGGUGCUAAAUAUCAGAGGGGAGGUGGAGAUGGACGCCAUCGUCAUGGAUGGGAAAACGCUUGGCAGUGGCGCUGUGUCUGCUGUGCGCAACAUAGCCAACCCCAUCCAGCUGGCAAGACUGGUGAUGGACAAGACAAGUCACGUGUGUCUGACAGCCAAGGGGGCCAAUCAGUUCGCCCGGUCCAUGGGCGUCCCCGAGGUACCCCCCGAGUCCCUCGUCACCGAGUACUCCCGCAUGCGCUGGACAAAGAACCGGGCACCCGGCACCGACACCGGGAAGAGCCAAAUGGGCAAGAUGGGCACGGUCGGAGCAGUGGCGGUGGACAGCGAGGGCAACAUGGCAUGCGCAACCUCCACCGGUGGGUUGGUGAACAAGAUGGAGGGACGGGUGGGCGACACGUCCUGCAUCGGGAGCGGAGGUUAUGCUGACAACCAGGUGGGAGCAGUGUCGUCCACAGGCCACGGAGAAGCCAUCAUGAAGGUUACUCUAGCCAGACUCAUCCUGUUCCACAUGGAGCAAGGUCAGUCGGUGGAGGCUGCCAGUGAUUUAGGCCUGGCCUACAUGGAGUCCAGAGUGGGUGGACUGGGUGGAGUGGUGACAGUGGACCCUCAGGGCCACUGGGCCGCUCGCUUCUCUAGCCCGCAGAUGGUCUGGGCUGCCGCCCAGAAAGACACCCUGCACUACGGGCUGCGAACCGGGGAAGACUUCACGCAGAGCAUCGAUGACCCACUCUGACACGAGACACGUCACUUCUCUAGGGUUCAAUCAAGCUUCUGAAACAAGGAUAUUAAAAAUAAUGGUGCUGAUAGUCAAUCAUUUUUUAGUUUUGAUCAAUACUACCAAUAUGUUGUUAUCUUAUUGAUCGUUUGAUGUCUACGUGAUGUCAGACAUCCUGGUCACUGGACUGAACAUGGUUUUAUCAACAUUCAAUCUUCCACAAGCACAUAGACCAAAAGUUGCUUUUAUCUGAACUGUGUAUCGGCCAAAAGUUGCUUUUAUCAGAACUGUCUAUGGACCAAAAGUUGCUUUUAUCAGAACUGUCUAUAGACCAAAAGCAACUCUCUUUAAAGUUUGAAUCAAAAACAAAAAUAGGUCAUACGCAACUGCUUUGGACCAAAAAUGUGAGCCCAACUGGGGUGAAAUGUUCUUUUGCCUACAUUUUACUGCAACCAAGUAGAACUCAAGGUCCAUCUAUAAUUUCCCCCCAUUAACUAUACAACUUUAAAUAGUUAUUUAGUUUGUUGAAAUUUCACCAACCGACUUUCAUACCUGGUAAGAAUUUAAAUCGCCGUAUUUAAUGAGAACAUUGACAAAAAUCCGAGUUCCAUCUUCCAUUAUGAAUAGAAAAUCGGUCAGGCAUGAAUUUUUUUACCCCAGAACUUUUUUUUUUAUUAAGAAUGUUUUCAAUGAUUUUGAAAUGACGUUUACAAAAAUAAUUCCUCUAUAAUAGUAGCCUUGUGUUUCUUGAUUGAUCAUAUCUUGGGUAAAAGUAACGUAUUAUUUGUUCUGUAACAACAGAGCAUCCAUGUGAGUCAGUAUUUGUGAUUCACUGCUGAUCGAAUGAUGAAGCUGAAGCUUUGUGUUAUGAAAACACUGGUUCUUGACCAUGAAUCUCAUCUAAUCCCUGACCAUUGUGAGUUACACGCUUCAUUUACCCAGAAUGCGUGUGUGUGGAGGUGCGCUCCCUCUUGGAGCCACUAGAUGGCGGUGUUCAUACACAAGCCAACUCUUAAAGCACUGACUGAUCAGGUUCAUAUUUGCUCUGCGACGUUAUAAAUUAACUCUCUUUG
Pseudoliparis swirei is the source of this 2078-nucleotide messenger RNA. RefSeq names its product asparaginase and isoaspartyl peptidase 1 (gene asrgl1). The transcript has 7 exons. Gene Ontology annotation, molecular function: asparaginase activity. Bases 91 to 1023 code for a protein of 310 amino acids. The record is from RefSeq and is a predicted model, not a curated record. Lineage: Eukaryota; Metazoa; Chordata; Actinopteri; Perciformes; Liparidae.